UUGAAGAGACCUGUUCAACAAGUACUUUUGUUAAACACAAACAUGUGCCUCGUUUGCUACCGGUUACAAAAAAUGAUUUCCAAUACAGACCCUUGAUCUUAGUAACCCUAUAUAAUAUUUUAUUCCGGUUCAGAACUUGACAGAUAAAAGGGUACCGAAUGAAUUAUGUUAUUUGAUUUAAAGGCUGGUAAAUUUUACAUUACCCAGAAAGAUAACGGGCAGUGAUAUAACAACAGUCAGUAAAACAAAAUCAGAAAAUGGAGGAAAAUGAGUGAAAAUACAACAACCUGUCCUGAUACACCCUCUUGCGAAAACGAUAUAUGUAAAACUGCCAAUUACAUAUGGAUGAUAAUAUCACCUGUUUUACUUGCAUUUGGACUAAUUGGGGGACUUCUGAUCGCUAUUGUGUUGAUUCGGAUCAGAUUCCAGACAACUCCUUUGCUGUUCUUUUUGUUUACCCUGGCAAUAACUGAUAUGGUCAUCCUGUGUGUUGGUCUUCUAAGGUUGUGGGUACUGGAAACAUGGCAGAUCGACAUCAGAGACCUGUCCAAUGCUGGGUGUAAACUCCUUCACUUCUUCGUUUAUUUUUCAAUGCAGUAUUCUUCAUGGAUACUCGUCUGUGUGACUGUCGAACGUUUUAUCAAAUGUAGAUAUAUGAGAUAUACUUCAAUGGUUACAGUUAAGAAAUGUAUGGCAUCUCUGUCAGUUAUUUUCGGUGUACUAGGAAGCCUAAACUCGCAUUAUUUCUGGACACACGGUUUUAUCUUGUCCGAAUACAAUACCACUGUAUGCGGUGUAUUGCCAGAAUACGAAACAUUCGAUGAAUGGUACAUAAAAAUCGACUUCUUCAUUUUAAGUGUAAUACCGUUUUGCAUAAUGGUAUCCCUAGAUGUUAUGAUCCUGAGGAGUUUGAAAAAUGCUCGUGCGUUCCGGAAAACUUCAAUAGCCACUUCACACAUGUAUAACAAAUUGAAAACGGUUGACAAGAGGUUGACAAAAAUGUUGUUGAUUACCAAUUCGUAUUUCUUGUUGUCAACACUACCGGUGUCUGUGUUGUUUAUCCUCACAAUUUAUAUCUAUAGACAACAAGAGCCUGUGAAUUCAAUCUUUUCACUGGUUGGUAGUAUAGUGUACACUUUACAGUACAGUAAUUAUGCAGUGAGCUAUAUUUUUUACACGGUGUAUGACAAACGGAUAAGAAGACAACUCAAGCAAAUCAUAAGAGCAACCAAACCAAGGUUUAGAUCACAUGGAAGUCAAUACACCAUGGAUAGCUGUUCCACGGAAAUUCACACCGUUUCUAGCUCAGUAUCAAUAAAAAGUGUAUCGCAAAAAUAAUUAAAGAACAAGGAAAGUUUAAUCUUCCACGCGUUGCCAGUUAUAUGAUUAAUUUUGAAUGCAAACAAGGACAUGAUUUAAAAACUGAUUUAGUAUUGAAAAAAAUCUCAUGUAUAUCAGGGUAGAUAUAGACAGGUAGUUUCGAUUCUAAAAUUAUUUUCUAGUAGGGUACGAUAAAGCAAUCUUUGAUUAAGAUAACGUAUCAAACCUACUCAUUUAAAACACAGUUUUUGUCGUGACAGCAUGUCAAGCUGAAUUUAUGGUUGCAAGGUCCUGUGAAGCUUUGUAGGGUUUGUAUAUUACCUGGAAUCAAAAUGUAUGGAAAAUAGAUUGUAUUGGUUACCAUGAACUGUACGAGAGAGAGAGAGAGAGAGAGAGAGAGAGAGAGAGAGAGAGAGAGAGAGAGAGAGAGAGGGAGAGAGAGAGAGAGUGUGUGUGUGUGUGUGUAUGUUGGUAUUUGAAAAAACGUACGGAGUUGAAAAAGUAAAAUUCAGCAUAGGUUUUGUUUUGAAAUUAGUGGUGUAGUUCAAGAUGUUUUUUGUGUGCAUGUUUUUAACCAUUAUUUGUAGAUAUUCACUAAAAAUGAACGACUACCCACUCUUGCAAAGUGUCAUCAGACCUAAGAUUAAUUUCAGUGAGGUUUUAUCAUUUUAUCUAUACAUCUAUAAAAAUAUAUAUUGACCAUUUGGGUAAAAUUAUCAUCAAAUAAAUUAUCAAAUGAAAACUUUCUAAUUCAACAAUUCUUUCAUUCGCUGUUGUAUUUAAUUUAUAUAAGGUUUUGGUGGAAAAUAAUUUGAAGAUUAUUUUAUGAUGCAAUAUGAAGACUUGAAACUCUUAAAUUGCAUACGUGCGAAAUUACUUUUAAAAAAUGGUUUAAGCUUAUCAUUUCUCAUUGGUUAUUUCUAUCACAGUUUGUGAACUGUCAAUCGAUUGUAGAUAUUGUUUAAGUUUCAAACAAAUAAUUAAGUUGUUAUAAUCAUAUAUUAUUCACUGAACAAAUAUACAUGGCCACCAAUCGUCCAAUCAGGCUCUUCGUGACUUUAAAGUGUUGUACCCUUGGUCCUCUAUAUACCCGGAAGCGACCGAGUUUCUCUCUGGGGGUAUGGACAGUUGCGCAAUCUACUCUCUGUUUUCUUGACAGUAUAUUAUGAAAGUAAAAAUUUAAAAGAGGUUACAGCAAUGUAAUCGAAAAUUCUCUUUUUUCAAAAAAUACUGAAGUGACAACGAUAUGCAUAUUUUUGUCAUUGUUGAUUGUAUUUUCUCUCAUAAAUAAUGACGUAAUAAGGUUAGAAGACAACUAGGUUUUGACAAAUGACAUAUUAGUAAAGUUCAAUUUAACUUGCGUUGUUUGUCAUCGAAACUUGCUGAAUUUAAGUUCUAUCUUCUAAGACAGAUGAACCAUUUUUGUUUAAUGUUUAAAGGGGCAUGGUCACGAUUUUGGUCAAAUUUUAUUUUUCUGUUUUUAUUAUUUGCAGUGCUUUAGGAAUGCAUUUCUAAUGAUCAAAUGACAUUUGGGUGCCAGUCUUUAAGUUUUAAGCAAGAUACAGGGCUUACAACUCUUCGUCAUGUAAACAUGGUUCGUGCCCAGUUUUUGUUUACAUAGGUUCAAUAUACCGGUAAAAAAUCUUUUUAAAGCUGGUUUGUUUAUUUCAUUAUUCAUUUUAAGUAUAAAUAAACAGUUCCUAACGAUUAACACAUUCAUGUUAGGUCUAAAACUGGAAUUUUUACUUCAACAUUCAAAAUGUAAACAAACGCUUUGUUUGCAUAGCGAAGAAUAUGAAGCCCUGUAACUCGCUUGUGACUUAUC
Messenger RNA from Magallana angulata, 3145 nucleotides. RefSeq names its product neuromedin-U receptor 2-like. Gene Ontology annotation, molecular function: G protein-coupled receptor activity. The record is from RefSeq and is a predicted model, not a curated record. The transcript is spliced from 2 exons. Bases 268 to 1338 code for a protein of 356 amino acids. Gene Ontology annotation, biological process: G protein-coupled receptor signaling pathway. Gene Ontology annotation, cellular component: plasma membrane. Lineage: Eukaryota; Metazoa; Mollusca; Bivalvia; Ostreida; Ostreidae.